GGGACCCAGUUUCUUACGAAGUUCCCUUCCCAUUCGAUGCUGAAACUGAAAUCGCGUUCAUGAGAUCUCGGAAUUGAAGAAACCUCUCUCCGAUGGCAUCCACAUACCGUGACCGCACGUCGGAGUUCCGGUCACUGACGGAGACUCUGAAGAAGAUCGGAGGAGCCACCGCGCCGCGAAACCAGCCGGAGAAUGCUCCGGCGACGUCUCAAGCUUCCUCAUAUUCCAGAUCCGAAUUCAACCGCAAGGCCUCGCGAAUCGGGUUGGGAAUCCAUGAAACCUCACAGAAGAUCGCCAGACUCGCUCAGUUGGCGAAGAAAUCGUCUAUGUUUAAUGAUCCGAUGGUGGAAAUACAAGAAUUGACGGGUUUGAUUAAGAAUGAUAUCACUGCGUUGAAUUCGGCGCUUUCGGAUUUGCAAAACAUUCAGCAAAUGGAUAUGGCUGAAGGGAAUUACUCGGAGGAUAGGAGUGUGCAUUCAACUGCUGUUUGUGAUGACUUGAAGGGCAGGCUAAUGGGGGCCACAAAGCACCUUCAAGAUGUCUUGACUGCAAGGACAGAGAAUAUCAAGGCUCAUGAGAAUAGGAGGCAGAUAUUUUCCAAGACCGCAGCGAGAGAGAACCCUUUCCAGCAUCAGCCAAAGCCAGCAACUGAGCCACCACCUUGGUCAAAUUCAUCAAAUGCAUCUGAAAAUUUGCAAGAGACAUCAGGAUUACCACCAAAUGGAGCUCCAGCAGGAAAUCAACUAAGGCGAAGGUUAGCUGUGGACAACGCUCCAUCCCAGCAAAUGGAAAUGUCUUUGGUACAGCAGGUUGUCCCUCGGCAGGACAAUUAUGCUCAAAGUCGGGUAACUGCUCUUCACAAUGUGGAAUCUACUAUCACAGAACUUAGUGGGAUCUUCACACAUUUGGCUACAAUGGUUGCCCAUCAAGGGGAGCUAGCUAUCAGGAUUGAUGACAACAUGGAUGAGUCAUUGGCAAAUGUUGAAGGAGCACACAGUUCUUUAUUGAGGCAUCUCAACCGAAUAUCAUCAAAUCGGUGGCUUCUUAUCAAGAUAUUUGGCAUUUUAAUACUUUUUCUGAUGAUCUUCAUUUUCUUCAUAGCCUAAUACCAAUCAUGAAAGUUUUUCUUCGCGGCUUGGAUCUGUCUUUGCCCCUCCUCUCUGGAAGCAUAAAUGCCAGAGCAGCUAAAUGAAGGGUUAUACAUAUGACGCAUGUGUUCUGUUUGCAUGUAGAUAGGGCUUCCGUUGCUCGGCAAUCUAUAGGUGUUAUGAAUUUUUUUGCUGGCUUCUAAGCCCCACCAAAACAUUGUAGGAAUUUGAAUGCAGCUGAAGAUAGAAAUAUAGGCGUGCUGGGCACACUGAUAUAUAUAGACUUCAAAAUCACGUUAAUAUAUAAGCUAUAAUACGAAGCUGUUCCACUAAUGCAAAACAGUCUUCAGGUGCAAAAAACUGAGAGAAGGAAAAGACAACUUUUCCAAUUAUUGUAGUGCAUGUAUUGCCAGAUACUUGUAAAAGUUAUCGAAUUGGUAGUAACAUACCAGAAGUUCUUUGUUCAGUUACCUGUACAAUGUAAGAAACUUUUGGAUAUUGUAAUAUGAAAAUUGAUUGAUUCUUUGAA
Lotus japonicus is the source of this 1617-nucleotide messenger RNA. RefSeq names its product syntaxin-31. Gene Ontology annotation, cellular component: endomembrane system; Golgi membrane; SNARE complex. Gene Ontology annotation, biological process: endoplasmic reticulum to Golgi vesicle-mediated transport; intracellular protein transport; vesicle fusion. NCBI's taxonomy places the organism in Eukaryota, Viridiplantae, Streptophyta, Magnoliopsida, Fabales, Fabaceae. The coding region runs from base 93 to 1106 and encodes 337 amino acids. Gene Ontology annotation, molecular function: SNAP receptor activity; SNARE binding. The transcript has 6 exons. The record is from RefSeq and is a predicted model, not a curated record.